Messenger RNA from Saccostrea echinata, 1068 nucleotides. Its product is annotated as tubulin-specific chaperone A-like. Lineage: Eukaryota; Metazoa; Mollusca; Bivalvia; Ostreida; Ostreidae. Gene Ontology annotation, biological process: post-chaperonin tubulin folding pathway; tubulin complex assembly. Bases 88 to 423 code for a protein of 111 amino acids. The record is from RefSeq and is a predicted model, not a curated record. Gene Ontology annotation, molecular function: beta-tubulin binding. Gene Ontology annotation, cellular component: microtubule cytoskeleton; cytosol. The transcript is spliced from 4 exons.
UGAGUAACCACGGCAGUAGUGUUAUUCGUUAUUCUGGUACUUUUGUUUUCAGUGACAACUGUGCUGGUGGAAAAGAACCAAUAUAAAAUGGCUGAUCCAAGAGUUAAACAAAUCAAAAUUAAGACAGGUGUUGUCAAAAGGUUGACAAAAGAAAAGGUUGCUUAUGAAAAGGAAGUUGUCAAAACUGAGGAAAAAGUAGAAAAGAUGAAGGCAGAGAAUAAAGAUGAAUAUGAAGUCAAGAAAAUGAUUGAAGUUCUACAAGAAUCCAAGAUGAUGAUCCCAGAUACACUAAAGAGACUUAAUACUGCUUAUGCUGACCUAGAAAACUUACUGAAUAAAGAGGAGGAUCUAAACGAGACAGAGGAGUAUAAGGCUGGUAAAACUGCUCUAGAGGAAGCCAAAGCUGUAAUGCCAUCAUCAUAGGAACCCGCAUCACAUGUAUACUAAUUAUAGACUGUGCUACAGGUGUUCAACUGUAAACUGUGCUGUAAAAUGUUCCAACUGUAAACUGUGCUGUAAAAUGUCCCAUGUGUGAAAGAAGAGUCAAGACUGAUUGAAUGAUUUUUUUAAUUUUAAUUCAUUAUUGCCAAUAUAUUUCUAAAAGAUAAAUUGGUUCACUCAUUUCCUCUUGCAUGCAUAAAUUAUUAGCGUGAAUGAUUUUUUUAAUGCAGGAGUAAAAUUUUAGUACAUGAUGGCCAAUAUAUUUCUACAGGAUCAUAAAACACAGGAUUGAACAAUAAUUAAUUGCUUCACUCAUUUCCACUUACAUGUAUUUAUAUAUUUAUUAAUAACUCGAAACAAGAAUCCAUUUUGAAGUGUUGCAGUUGUACACAUAAUUACAUGUAUAUGUAUGUUAUAAAAGGAAAAAAAAACUCACACUUUACAUUAGAUUUUCUAUGGCUUUUGUAAAUGUGGGUUUUUUAAACUCAGCGGUAAACUAUACCAAGAAUUAAUUUAGUGAAUUUCAUAUUGAAACAUUUGUGUUCCAAUGCUUGUGUGAUGUACAUUUCCCUCUUAAAAUUAAUAUUUGAACAAAAUUUUGAAAGAAAAUAAAACUGUUUUUUUUUU